AUGGUAUGGUGUAUGCUCUGGGGGGAAUGGGCCCUGACACGGCCCCCCAGGCCCAGGUACGGGUGUAUGAGCCCCGCCGGGACUGCUGGCUUUCGCUACCUUCCAUGCCCACACCCUGCUACGGGGCCUCCACCUUCCUGCACGGGAACAAGAUCUAUGUCCUGGGGGGCCGUCAGGGCAAGCUUCCAGUGACUGCUUUUGAAGCUUUUGAUCUGGAGACCCGUACCUGGACCCGACACCCAAGCCUGCCCAGCCGUCGGGCCUUUGCUGGCUGUGCCAUGGCCGAAGGCAGUGUCUUUAGCCUGGGUGGCCUGCAGCAGCCCGGGCCCCACAAUUUCUACUCCCGCCCACACUUUGUCAACACUGUGGAGAUGUUUGACCUGGAGCAUGGGUCCUGGACCAAGCUGCCCCGCAGCCUGCGCAUGAGAGAUAAGAGGGCUGACUUUGUGGUCGGCUCCCUUGGGGGCCACAUUGUGGCUAUCGGGGGCCUUGGAAACCAGCCGUGUCCUCUGGGCUCUGUGGAAAGCUUCAGCCUUGCACGACGGCGCUGGGAGACACUGCCAACAAUGCCCACAGCCCGCUGUUCCUGCUCUAGCCUACAGGCUGGGUCUCGGCUGUUUGUUAUUGGGGGUGUAGCUCAGGGCCCCAGUCAAGCUGUGGAGGCACUGUGUUUGCGUGAUGGAGUCUGAAGGCCUGGUGGAACCUGUCCACUAGAGUAGCUCCGUGCAGAAGCAGAUGUCUGGCUCCUUUUGCUACUUAGGGAGCUCUCUGUGGCUCUGUAGGAUGAGGGAGACUCAGGUGCACACCUGAGGCACUGCCUUGGGGACUUGGGUGGGGGGGAGCCUUUGUCUUUAGCACAGGACACAUAUAUGCUCACACCACCUUUACUGUCAUCCAUUCAUGAACUAUACUUAGCUCCACCCUUGCCCUAAAACCUACUAGGCCCUCUGUCUAACCAGGAAGUGGAGAGAGUUUGAUUAUCUAGAGUUGUCCAGUGGCCAUUCCUGAAAAAGUCUAACUGCCAGCCUGCUUCAAGGGUCUCUGUAGACCCAGGAGUGUUCAGAGAGGUGGGAGAUACAGAAGGAAUGGGAGAGAGAAUGAGGGAACUGCCAGAGGGUCAGAGGAAUGCUGGCUUUGGGCCCUCUACACUGAUGGUUGUAUGACCUUGGGCAAGUCAUUUCACUUCUCUGUGCCUCAGCAUCCUCAUCUGUAAAUGGGGAUCUCGAAACCUUCCUGCCCUACCUACCUCACAGGGCUGUUGUGAGGACCCAGGGAGAUGGAUGUGGAAGUAAA
Messenger RNA from Castor canadensis (American beaver), 1293 nucleotides. Lineage: Eukaryota; Metazoa; Chordata; Mammalia; Rodentia; Castoridae. The record is from RefSeq and is a predicted model, not a curated record.